Molecule: messenger RNA, 3982 nt
Organism: Podospora pseudopauciseta
Lineage: Eukaryota; Fungi; Ascomycota; Sordariomycetes; Sordariales; Podosporaceae
Exons: 3
Coding region: 1329-3686 (785 amino acids)
Source: RefSeq, a predicted model, not a curated record
CUCCUGAUGUUACCCAAUACCCCGUAUUCGCACGACAUAUUCCUCCUCCCAUUCUUUCCCAACUAUUCUCCUUCUCUACAUCUUCCUCUUCACUUCCAUAAUCACAAGCUGUCUUCUCCCACUUCAUACUCCUCAAAAAUUCCGCCCUCUCUCCUCCGCUCACUCCAAAAUUUCACUCAUUCACAUCACUCCUUACCCCUACCUGGCACUGUUGUAUCAUCCUCACCUACUUCCUUCCCCCAGAUCUUUCCUUCAAACCUACCGUUUUUCCUGCCUAUUCCCACCAUCCUUGCCACUAUCACCUCUACCAGUCAGCCACAACCACCCUCUGCUCCUUCCUACCAUCGGUUUGCCUUUGUGGGUACCGUGGCGGUGGCUUGAUCAAGUUUUUCCUUAUCUCUUCUAUCUGGAAGCCUUUGCUACACUUCACUUAUCCCCCCUCUACCCAUCUUGCUCUUUUGUCUACGCUCAUUUUAAAUUUUUCGCCUCUCCCUGUUUCUUUGGCACCUCUCAUUCUCCCUGCCGAGAUUUUUGGGUUCACUUACCAUCCAUCACUUCACUUUUAUCCACGCCCUCCUCAGUUCGGGACAGUAAAAGCUCAUCAUUUUCAACAACAGCCGCAAAACUCUUCGCUCUAGACAUCGCCGAGUCAUCACCAAGUCGAUACCAUGGCGAAAUCGAAGAACAGCAGACAGAAGGGCCGAAAGAAUGCCACUCAAAAGGGUGAAUCCAGUGCCCAGGCCGCCAGACGCACUACCCAACUGGAGCUUCCAGAGGGUUACCAGAAACUUAGCCCCAACAACGGUGGCUCCAGCAGCUCUGGCCAUCCCAGAGGCAAUGGGAAGCUCAGCAAUGAGUCUAAGAAAGCCCAGGAUUCUGCCAGUUCUGCUGGAAAGCUGUCUCCCUCAUACCCCAAGCCGUGGGAGAUGUCAAAGCUUUAUGUAAUUCUCAAUUCUGAUCCUUUGCCGGCACCCAUGCUAACAGUUUCACAGGGUGCUCCCAUUGACAAGCCUGGAACUCUGAACUUCAACUACGAUCGUCCCUGGGUUUCUCUCGAGGGCAAGUAUGUGAAGUAUGAGCUCGCUACCGCUCUUGAGAAGGGUCGCCGUGAGAUAUUGCCUGCUGUGUUCCCUGACUACAUGCCGGAGCAGAAGCAGGAAGUUCGGAACCAGUACGAGAGAAGUGGCUUGUUGGGGUUGUUUGAGGCUCGUGACAGCUGCAACAAGAAUGCCCCGAAAGUUCCUGGGUUUUUGGGUGGCGUAAGUUUUGUCCUAGUUUCCCUGUUCAAAAAUUGCUGAACUGACACUGUUGUAAAGAUCAACCCUGACAUGAUUUCGGUUGAAGACACUACGCAAGUGGGCGCCAACGAUGCGAACCCACUAAUUGGAUUCCUCACCCAGAUUGAUCUCGCCAGAGAGAUCGUCAAUCUCUUGCAUCCGAGUGUGCGCAAUAUCACGGCAUUGGCCUUCACAUGCAAACAGGCCGGCCAAUACGUCGACCGAAUCAUGGUUAGUGCCUUACCUCUAACAUCUUCAACCUAUAUUCAAAUUUCGCUGAUGUUUAUCUCCCUAAAUUCGGCAACGAUGGAGGAGAAAUCAAGAGAGCUGGUGUACGGAGCGACAUUUUGGUCAUCACACCAACCUCCCCCAAGCCCCCGAGUCGCACGCCAUAUCUCGAUGAUUUCGGAAGGACUCUUCAUAUUAGUCAUGGUUAGCAUUCCGCAGAGUUUCCGACACGUUGUCCUUGACCGGCUACCCUUUUUAGACGUCAACAUGGUGGGUCUGGUUAUCAGUUCCAUGCCCAAUCUUGAGAGCUUGGCCAUCUCGCGUUGCGACCUUCUCGACGUCGCCAAACUCCCUGCAUUGAUCAAGAUCAUCAAGGAGCAUCCGAGAACGCCCCGCAACAAAGGCAAGGCCAAAGCCUUACGCACCAGUAACGCUGUAGAGGGCGAGAAUGUUGGGGAGAACGGCGGCCAGAACAGUAACGGUAACAGCAGUGCGGAUGACAGCAGCUCAACGGAGGACGAAGACCAGACGAGCAGCAACGACACAUCCCUGUUGACUGAGCCCGACACCGGCUUGAUCUCUACGGGUACAGCAGCAACCUCGGUGGGUGAUGAAGACCAGACGGGCAUCGACGUCACAGCAGCGACCACGGAUGCUGAGGGUAACGCUCCAAUCCACUAUAUACGAUUGGAUUUCAGCCCUUUCUUCUUCCGCGGCCCCAACACUUGCGAACGACUUGGAUCUUUUGGUGUUACGUACAACGAGCCCACAUUCCACACCCCAAAGGCCGUGGUAGCUCUUAUGAUGCAGUGUUGGGACGACGCGGAUACUAUCGGGAUGGACUUGAUGAGCGAUAGCUCUUCUUUCUUCAGCUUCGUCCGCCGUCUUCCCGGCUGGAACUGCUUAUGGUCCUUGAAAGCGCGGGAUGCUAUGCUGUCGUUUAAGCGGGAGACCAGUGAUAUCGUGCUCCCAGAAGACUUCCAGCGCACAGUCGAGCGCACAGCUCGCUCUGAGAUUAUCGCAGAGAAUCACGGCAGUUCUAGGGUUUCCCAGCCAGCCUUCCUUGAUCAAGUCAUAGCCCGUGUCGUAAAGCUCCGAAAGGGGAAGCACGACGAAAUCAAGAAGGAAGCCCAGAACCGCUUUUACGAUGAUCUGAUGGCAGCUACCAGUGGCGACGACUUCAGGCCGUCGGAUUACCCUCUCCCGAACAGUAUAGCGUUCUAUCUCGGUAACGCUGAAAACCACAACGCCUUCGGGUACUGGCGUCGGCAGUAUUUAUGUCAAGGCUGCAAAAAACUCCUGCCCCGCGUCCUGUUUGCAAUCGAACUCGAUGAUUGUUGGGGCUGCAAGAUGGUCGCCUUCGUCAGGGACAUGGAGAGCAGCGACCUUCGCCGCUGGAAGCAAAGCGCUAUUGGGUAUUACCUCAAGGGUCUGGACAUAAAGAAGGGGUCACUGACUGAUGUCAUUGACCCGGCCCGAGGUCGACACUUGACGGCAGCUCUCGGGGCGGCCAAGAUAGCCGAUUCUAUCUGGCUGAAGUUUAUGAACUUCUCCCCGACCGAUCUGAUGGUGUACCCCCCCGAGCCACCCAACCUACACAGGAACACCGCCGCUUACUCACGUUAUCGGUGGAAACAUAAUUGGCCAGAACAGGCGUUUGAUUACCGGGAGGGUGGUCCUCAACAUGAGGAUCCCUUCAAGCACCCAAACUCCGCCUGGGAAGACACCGAGCUCUGCGGCGGUGAGCCUCCCGAAAGCUUUAACACCAAUUUCCGGUGGUCAGAGGAAGCCAGUACGACUCUCUUUGAGGAGUAUAUCCGUCGAAACGGACUCGCGAAGCAGAUCACCGAUCCCGAGGCCCAGAAGAGGAUCGCCGCUGCAAAGGAGUGGGAGAAGAUUCGGCGUCUCCCCGGGCCAAAGGAUUAUUCAAAGAACGGAAUGUGGCACCUUGGACGGGACCUCAGGCGCUACUACCAGAACCAGGGUGACAAGUCGAUUCAUGCCUUGAUUCACGGAAGGGUCGAGAAGUGCAUUUGGUCCUUCAACACGCCUAUGCUGCGUCCCUUUGACCUUGACCACCCGAUUCCAGACAAGCGGGUUGACUACGAAGCCUGGGAGGAGCUCAAGGAGCGUGAGAUUUGGGAGUUGGUUCCUGCUGGCCACUCUAGGCGGUGGUUGUGAGCAGUCUGACUCCAGGUCGUCCACGAGGAAGGGAGGAGGAAGGGAGCUGUUCGAUAAGUGUGGCUCUUUCUUUAACGGAUCAGAAAACAGCAAAAAAAAAGGUGAGAAGCAGAAAAAGAACAAAAAAAAAAGAAAUAUGGGGGUAAUUUCUUGGUCAACUUUUUUCACCGUCCGAGGGCAUCAUCGGGGUCAUCUGGAAGGUUUUACAGCAUAUUUAGCAUUUUUCCUGGUGUGCAUAAGGGGGUUUAUACCCGGACAGUAAAAGGGCAUGGACUCGAUAUUUCAGAGUUAGGGGG